UGAGUCGUAACUGAAAAUUCAGAAUUCUACAACCAAAAACUUUUUUUUUCUAACUGAGAAGUUCGAAUGAGAAUGAGCAACAAAGAAAUAUAACAUCUAAUGCAACUUUUGAACUAGCUUUUAAAUAUUUCUACUGACUUCGAUCAUUGUUCAUUAUUUAUAUCAAGAUACAUCUUUUUAAAAAUUAAGUUCAAUGAAUUUUUGAUAAAUAUUGAACCUAAUUUCACUAACGAAAGAAAUAAUUUGAGAUAUUUAUUGAAAGAACAUUGACCAGAAUUGACAGAAAGCUUUGUCUUUUUUAAUUGACCUUGGGAGUUAAACAAAGUUUCUUAACCUAUUGAAAUGUGUACCCCUUUAAAUUUGGUUGAACAAUAUUAAUUUACUAUUUAAUUAGAUGGUUAAGAAACUUUUUCUUAGUUCAUUAUUCCAUUGGUCGUGAUGUUGAAGUCUGAGACAUGGGUGCAUGUUUAACAUUGGAAAGGGAGGAAGGAAAAGCUCGAAAAAGAAGUGAAGAAAUUGACAAAGAAUUGGUAGAAGCAGCUAAACAACAGAACAAUGUUAUCAAGAUCUUAUUACUUGGAGCUGGGGAGAGUGGGAAAAGUACCUUAGUUAAACAAAUGAAGAUUAUUCAUGCGGAUGGCUUCACUCAUGCAGAAUUAAGUAGUUUCAGACCGACAGUUUUGGACAACCUUUUGGCAUCUAUGAAAUAUGUACUUGCUGGAAUGGGCAUUCUGCGAAUUAAUUUAGAACACUCUCGAAACAAAAUGCACGCUCAAGUAGUUUUGAUGAGUAGAAGCUGUUUUGAUAUGAGUUUUACAGUAUUACCCAACGUAUCAGCAUCCCUCCAAGCUCUUUGGUCUGAUAGAGGUGUUAGAUUGGCAGUUGCAAGAGGCUAUGAAUAUGAACUAAAUGAUUCAGCUCUAUAUCUGUUCGAGAACAUGGAAAGGUUAUGUGAUCCAAAAUAUGUGCCCACACCUACCGAUGUUUUGAGAGCCAGAGUUAGGACACAAGGGAUUAUCGAAACAAGAUUCUGUAUAAACGAUAUAAUAGUUAGCAUGUAUGAUGUAGGUGGUCAGAGAUCGCAAAGAAGAAAGUGGAUAUAUUGUUUCGAUGAUGUUAAAGCUGUUCUUUUUGUUGUUUCCUUGAGCGGUUAUGAUAUGACUUUACUAGAAGAUCCUACUGUGAAUCGAUUGGAUGAAAGCCUGAACUUAUUUGGUCAAAUUGUAAACAACCCAUAUUUUAGGGAAGCGUCAUUUGUCCUGUUUCUCAACAAGUUCGAUUUAUUUCGUGAAAAAAUUUUAUAUUCACAACGUCACCUACGAUUGUAUUUUCCCGAUUAUAAAGGAGCAGAUUGCGAUGUUGAUAGAGGAGCUCUUUUUAUUCAACACAAAUUUGUAUUGAAAAAUGGUGAUUCCCGGAAAGUAUUAUAUCCACACUUCACAACUGCCACCGACACUGCCAAUGUUCAAGUGGUCUUCCAAGCGGUUAUGGAAAUGGUGAUCUCAUCAAAUCUGGGUCAAGUUACUUUGCUGUGACAUGGAAAAGUCUGCAUAUUGAAAUGGCAAAAAAACUUCUUGAAAACGUAAGUUGAAUAAUAGAAUCAAAUUCAGGAACGUAAAUUAUUAUUUUUAUUGUAUAUUUUAUGUUUUCAACUAAGUGAAAUAAGUAUGUUAUUUCCCGAUGCACUCAUCUGAAAUAUUUAUUAUUCUAAUUUUAUUCGCUACAGAAAGUAUGUUAUCUUGGGUAUGGUCCGUAUAUCACCUCGGUUACUAUGGUUAGUAAGUUGGUGAUCCGUAUAUGUCAAAUUCCUCAAAAACCGAUGACUAUUUCUUCAAACUUCGGUGAGUUAUCUGUCACCAGAGCAACCGUACUUUUAUUCUGGUUAGGUUCGGUAACCACGCCCACUCCGAUUGGCAGUUGUCAUUUUAAUUUUUAGAUUAUUGUUUAUGAAUAUUCUCCAUGAUAUCUAACAUUCAAAAACUUUAUAAUUUUAAUUAUGAAGCAAAUACCCUUCUGAGCCAUUAAUAACUAAUAGUUAUUUACAAAUCAAAAAAGAUCAAUCAUUUAUAACCUCCAAAAUUGUGUCAAUGAAAGAUUUAGUUGACCAUUGAUAGCGAUAUACGGACCAUCAUACCCCUUAUGAUAGAGUUCAUGUUUUAUAAGUUCCUUUGCAUAAGGUCUUGCCAUUAAUUUAAUUUUAAAGUUGACUGUGGAUUCAAUAGCAAUUAAAUUCAGGUGAUUUAGUUGCCACCAUCUGUUGAAAGCUUAUACAUUUUUGGAAUGUUUGAGUGCAAUAAUCAGAUUAUGAUCAAAAGUGUACAUAUCUGGCCCUAAUGUUUUUUGCCAUGUUCCUAGUUCUAAGUUUAUUUUUGUUGGUCUCAUUUUUUUUUUUUUUGCAUAGUCUGUAGUUGUGUAGCUUGAAAGCAGCUUUGCGUUUUAUUUUUUACACUGAAGCUAUUUUUGAAAAAAAAAAUGUUAUUUGUUACUGAAACGGAGGAAUAUCAAUACCUAUCCAGUCUUUGAAAUGUAUAAAGAAAUAUAUGUUCUUUUCCAUCAGUUGAACGUUUCCGAAGGGAAGAGCUCAAAACAAAUUAUUCAGAACUAUGUAAAAUAUUCAUUCUUUACUCCGUUCAUCUUCUUUUCUCGAAAUCCCUCAAGGUCUCGAUCUUUCCUAAGGUAAACUUCAGAGAAGCACUUAAAAAUAUAAAUGUCUGUGAUCAAUUCAUCGAUAUCCUAGUUUGGUAAUUGAUAUGAUACUCCCUGGGAAGACUGUCUUAUAUUGGAAAACGUGAAUGAACAAAUUACAUCAGUGAGAUGCAUAAUUUUGUAACUUGUAUGUGGCAUCAAAAAAAAUUUAUUCCGAAGGAACUCAAAGGUUUUUUGAAAACUGUAAUGAAUCGAACCUAUUAUCAUGUUGUGAGAAACAAAUUAGAUUGGGCGAACUUACCAUGAUAACAUGUGUGUCAUCAGAAUUUUUGUUUCUUCACUUUAAGUGUUGUGCUGCUAUUUUCAAAGUUUUCUAGAAAUUGUUCUAGUUAUUUUGAGAAUUUGAACAGAUUCAUUUUCUCUAUAAAAAGGUCAUUUGAAACAACAUUGAAUUCUAGCUCCAAGCAGAUUGCUAGAAUACAAAUUUAAUGAACCAAAAUAAACUUUACGAUGAAA
Messenger RNA from Harmonia axyridis, 3162 nucleotides. Its product is annotated as guanine nucleotide-binding protein G(o) subunit alpha-like. NCBI's taxonomy places the organism in Eukaryota, Metazoa, Arthropoda, Insecta, Coleoptera, Coccinellidae. Gene Ontology annotation, molecular function: GTPase activity; G-protein beta/gamma-subunit complex binding; G protein-coupled receptor binding. The transcript has 6 exons. Gene Ontology annotation, cellular component: heterotrimeric G-protein complex. Gene Ontology annotation, biological process: adenylate cyclase-modulating G protein-coupled receptor signaling pathway. The record is from RefSeq and is a predicted model, not a curated record. Bases 456 to 1535 code for a protein of 359 amino acids.